GAAUAAAAUGCGGCAGUUUAAAAAAAAUUAUUUUAAAAUGAGAGAGUAAAAGGCUCUCCCGCUUUUUAGGUAGGAGGAGAAAAUGCACUUCUUUUCCGCUCGCAAGGAUUUUUUUUUUUUGUUAAAGAAAAAAGAUGAAUGAAGUGGAGAAUGCAGAAAAGUCGAGCUCGAAAAAUAAAACGGUGGGUAGAAUAUCAAGAUUAUUUCAAAAGAAACCAAAGAAAAAGAACAUGACUUCUUCACUUUCUUCCAUGUCUUUAUCAGACACCACAUUGUCUUCGAAACCCACCACCUUCCAAAGUUCGUCCAGUAUUGCCAGCAGUUCUCAAAGUAUUAACAACGAACCGAUCGAGACUCGUAAUCUUCCUCAAUUACCCACUCAUCAUUCCGAUUCUGGCUCCAUCCAUUCGAAACUAACAAGGACCAUGUCCAUGUCAAGUACAACGAGUAUUCAACAGCUAAUCAGUCAACAACUCUCGGUGUUAAAGGACCUUGAUUCACAAAAGCAAAUGUACAAGCAUGAUAAUAAUAAACUCAGUGAUCAACUGACGCGGACUCGAGAGAAAGUGCAACAAAGGACCAAAGACUUGGAAGCGAUUCAAAAGAAUUAUCAACACCAUUUACGGUCAAUUCGUUCCUCUGAUGAUGAUGCACAAACUAUUGCUCAAAAGCUGGUCAAGAUGAAGACAACGAUUCGUGAAUUGGCCAGUGAAUUAGUGCCGUUUGCAGAAGAAGGCUUGACAGGGGAAAAGUUGAGCACGCUUUGGUUAAAUUUGGGAGAGAGUAUCGAUCGCUUAGGCAAACCAUUAGCACCAGAGAGAAUCCAGAUGCUGACCGAGAAAUUCAUGAUGGAUGUUCUUGUACGUAAUUUAAAUAUCAAUUUAUUUCCUGGCUUAGCUUGUGAUCCACAGUUUCUAGAAUUGUCUAAUUGGUUUGACCAAUUUGAUGAUUCACACUUCUUUUCUACUCGACUAAGACAAGAAAUUAGCAUGAUUGUCGUCAACAAUAUCCAUACCACAGGUUCAGAUAUCGAACAAUCAUGGAAGAAAGCCGUAGACAGUAAUUGGCAUUAUCUUUACAGAGGCCUUCAGAAGGCUUAUCCGUCCUACCUUUCAUCCAAAAACAAUACUGAGAACUCCGCUUGUAUCCAAUACAGUAACAAGUUACGGACGUUGGUGGAAGAUACCAUCGCUUUGGGUUCUGCCAUCAAGGGUCAAGAGGUCUCUAUCACCGCUUCAGAUGUUAGAGAAGGCAUACAACUGUUUGACCCCAAAUUAAUGGAGGACCAAGACGGCCAAUUAGAAGGCACCAUUGCCUUUUGUAUAUCGCCUCCCUUUGUCAUCAAAAUAGCCAAUCGUUAUGAACCCCUCGUCAAAGGCCGUGUCCUUUGCUUUCCUCCUAAAAUACCUCUUUAAACUUUUCUCUCUCUC
Mucor mucedo is the source of this 1430-nucleotide messenger RNA. RefSeq lists its product as uncharacterized. The record is from RefSeq and is a predicted model, not a curated record. Lineage: Eukaryota; Fungi; Mucoromycota; Mucoromycetes; Mucorales; Mucoraceae. The coding region runs from base 135 to 1415 and encodes 426 amino acids. The transcript is spliced from 2 exons.